Messenger RNA from Grus americana (Whooping crane), 5121 nucleotides. RefSeq names its product phosphate cytidylyltransferase 1A, choline (gene PCYT1A). Gene Ontology annotation, molecular function: phosphatidylcholine binding; choline-phosphate cytidylyltransferase activity. Gene Ontology annotation, biological process: CDP-choline pathway. The coding region runs from base 159 to 1262 and encodes 367 amino acids. Gene Ontology annotation, cellular component: endoplasmic reticulum. The transcript is spliced from 9 exons. The record is from RefSeq and is a predicted model, not a curated record. NCBI's taxonomy places the organism in Eukaryota, Metazoa, Chordata, Aves, Gruiformes, Gruidae.
GCCCGACACGCAUAGGCUCCGCCCGCCGCCGCGUUGGCGGGAGCGGAGCGGGCGGGGCCGGGCCGGGAGUGGCUCCGGCAGCGGCGGCGGGACCAGCCUGGGCGGCGGAGGUGUGUGCGGCCGGCGUCCCGCUGUUCUUACUGGACGUGCUUGGCAAGAUGGAGCCGCCAACGUCCUCCAGGCUGAAUUCCCGAAAGAGAAGAAAAGAUGGAUCUGGCCCCAAUGGGGCAACAGAGCUGGAUGGAGUCCCUCCAAAAAUGUCCCGACGCUCAUUUGGACUGAGGGAACCGGCUCCAUUUUCAGAUGAAGUGGAAAUCGAUUACAGCAAGCCAUACAUCAGAGUAACAUAUGAAGAAGCGAUGAGAGGGACCCCUUUGGAUCGCCCUGUCAGAGUUUAUGCUGAUGGAAUAUUUGACUUGUUUCACUCUGGACACGCCCGGGCCUUGAUGCAGGCCAAGAACCUCUUCCCAAACACAUACCUCAUUGUUGGAGUCUGCAGUGAUGAGCUAACCCAUAACUUCAAGGGCUUCACAGUAAUGAAUGAAAACGAGCGGUAUGACGCUGUGCAGCACUGUCGCUAUGUGGACGAAGUGGUGAGAAAUGCGCCGUGGACGCUCACUCCCGAGUUCCUGGCAGAGCACAGGAUUGACUUUGUUGCACACGAUGACAUCCCCUAUUCUUCUGCUGGCAGCGAUGAUGUUUAUAAGCAUAUAAAAGAAGCAGGCAUGUUUGCUCCAACUCAGAGAACCGAGGGGAUCUCAACGUCAGAUAUCAUCACCCGGAUUGUGCGGGACUAUGAUGUUUAUGCCAGACGGAACCUGCAGCGGGGCUACACAGCUAAAGAGCUCAACGUCAGCUUCAUCAACGAGAAGAAAUAUCAUCUCCAGGAGCGUGUGGAUAAGGUGAAAAAGAGGGUGAAGGAUGUAGAGGAGAAGUCAAAGGAAUUUGUCCAGAAAGUGGAGGAGAAGAGUAUCGAUCUCAUUCAGAAGUGGGAAGAGAAGUCCCGGGAGUUCAUUGGCAAUUUCCUGGAGAUGUUUGGCCCAGAAGGUGCAUUGAAACACAUGCUGAAGGAGGGCAAGGGCCGGAUGCUGCAGGCCAUCAGCCCAAAGCAGAGUCCCAGCAGUAGCCCCACACACGACCGCUCCCCGUCUCCCUCCUUCCGCUGGCCCUUUUCAACCAAGACUCCUCCUUCCUCACCGGCUAACCGCUCCAGGAACGAGUCUGCAGUCACCUACGACAUCAGUGAGGAUGAAGAGGAUUAAGCUACCAGCCAGGAUUUGCUGUGAACCGCUAAUCGCUGAAUCCUAAAUCCGGACCCACUGGGGAACUCUAAAUGAGCAAGAGAGCCAUAGGAACAGGGCUGACGGUGAGCACAGGGCCUUGGAGGCACCCGUUGCUGUUAGCAAGGGCUGCUGCCUGGAAGCACAUUCAAACCUCCUCUCCCUUCUCCUCCCCAAAUCCCCUUUUUAUUGUUUACGUUCUAGUGGUUUUCAGGGGGAAGAUGGUUUUUAUAUUUUAAGAAAAUUCUCUUUUAAAGCGCAAAGAGUAGCACUCAAGCGUGGCUUUUGUUUUGGUUUCUUUUUCCCUGUUAAACCUCCAGGCAAGAGGGAGAGUGGAAAGACCCAUCUGUCCCUUCUUUCCUUCAGCUCCUCUGUCUUAUUUCCCCCAACCCCAGGCAGUAUUUGUGCCGCUGCCAAACGAAAGGUUCCUCAACCAGAAUGACCUCAAGAGCACACAGGAAGCAGUGAUGUAGAGAGGCUUCUAGGAAAUAGAGACAUCUCUGCUGCACUGGAGCCGAUAGGAAUCUGUUCAGCAGACCCUGUAGCGCUCGCACACCUUGUAGCUGAGCUUCCCAGCGUGUCGCAGUGAGGACGUGCUGGGGAGGGGGCUACCAGCUUAGUACGCAGGAAUUACACCCUGGAAGAAGUCACAGCACAAUAGAGUCACACACCCCGUAAGCACACGGCAUUCGCAGCUCCAGAUGUGUAUGGGGACUGCAGGGGAAAGGCCUUUCCAGCCAAUCUUAACAAGACUGCUAAAUCUUGAGCUAAAAUUCAGCCCCCAGUUGCUGGUGGAGAGAAGAGAAUGAAUCUUUGCUUCGGGGCAUUUGCUGUCUGUGCAUUUCCUUGGGUGUCUGAGAGCCCAGGUAGGAAACGAAUGUGUGUAUGCUCCUUUGAGAAGUUCCUUGUCCCAGUAUGUGGUGUGUAAUACGUUUUACUGUCUGUCCCUCAACACUGUGCUCUGUGCGUGUUUGUCUGUGUUUCAGUUGCUGUGCUCUAAGGGCUGGAACGGUCCUUUACACUGGUGCCGUGAAGUCGCUGCUAUAAGGACAAAACAUGAAUUCGUACAGCCAGUUUGCUGUCUGUGUUGGUGUGUGCAGCUGGACAGAUAAAGGGCACGUUUUACCCCACUGAAGGGUCCCAGUCCCAUAUGACAGUUACCUGGCUUGCGCAAUAAAUGCACAAAUCCGCGCCCACUUACUCCGCUCCUUGAGGCGGACCAGAGAGAACAUCAGAGCGCACUGCAGCUUUUUAAGAUUUUAAACAUGUAAUCUGCUCAUUUGAAUCCAUGGUCCAAGUCGUGCCUGCUGUUGUGUCUGUAAUAAACACUGAGUUUUGUGGCCUGCGGCUCCCCGCAAGCAGUUGCCCUCCCCGAGCUGCGUGUCUGUGCACAGAGCAGGUCAGUGCGCUCUGUCCCAGCAGCCAGCACUGGAGGGACUGGACUUGCUGUUGUGUAGCUGUGAAGCUUCCGCUUGCUUUUCUGUUCAGGUUUGCCUGUGAUACCCAUUGUCUCUGGGUGGAGCUGCUGGGCCGAGUUGCCUGUAUCCUCCGGUGAUGCUGGGAGCAGAGGAGGACAGGUCGGAGCCCGGUUAGCAAGACUGCGGGGGGGGGGGGGGGUGUCUUCAGAGCAGGAUGGGGGGCUCGAGGAGCAAUGGGUGCAAGGAGGCAAAUCGUCAAGUGCUGCUGCAGGCUCUGCGCCAUGCAGGGCCUGUGGUAGGAGCAGGUUGCUGCUGCUUUCCAGCUUGUAUCUUGCUGAUCCUUUGUCACACUGCCCAGAGGGGUUGACAGAGACUCUGUGCUGCUGUUGAGGCCAGAGCUGAUACAGGAAAGGGUAUUUUGGGGAUUCCACAUCUGCAACUUGGACCUCUCUCAGCAGGGAUGUGCACGGCUCUGGGAAUGUGGCUGGCUGCUGUGGAUUUUAAGCUGUAAGGAGCAAAUAACAGUCACUUGGUACAAGCCAGUUAAUCCCCUGGUUUAUGAGUAGCAGAGCACUUUAUAUCACCUACAUUCUGUCUUCCCUCAUCCUCCUCACCUUCCCUUCCUCACCCUUCCCUCAGUAUGGGUAUUUUUUUCCCAAGCUGAAUCACGAAGACCAGGCUGCUUUAGAGCCUUACUACUAUUUUAAACACAAAUUACACAAGUCUUCUGUAAUUUUGGGAUAACAAUGGUGUUUUGAAUGGUGGUUUGUUCUGCGGAGACCUUAACGUAUUUCUUGGUCUUUUGGCAAAACCUGGGGUGCUUGGUAAGAAGCCAGCCAUGGUUUUACAUGUAGCUUGGAACAAUAGAGCUGUUUCUUGUAACCAAUAAUCCCUGCUUCCUCCUUGCACUUAAAUUAAAAUGGACACUCAAACCCCAGACUAGUCUUCCCCCCCGCCCCCAACUUUGUUUUAUUGUUCCCUCCUGGAUUGCUGGACCAGCCUCAUCUGCAGUGCUGCCUUGUCCUAUCAGUAACAGGACAGAGCUUGAUCUUUGGGCAAGACAUGCAAGCAAAGUUCUCCAGGAACUUCUUAUUACCUGUAGAUAUACCCUGCUGCUGCUUCAGGGCUGUCCUGCAUGCCCUUAACCCAUCCCACACUCUUCAGAAAAGAAGCAUCCGCAAGAGGCAUGCUUGAAUUAAGCUCAAAGUAAGAGAUAGAGUGGAAAAAUAAAACUUGACUAGCAUGCAUUGAAGAACAUGUGGAGCUUGAUGCUGCUAAAUCCAGAGGCAUUGACUAUUGCGAGACAGCCCUACCUCAGUUCCUCUAUAGAUCUGGGGUGUGAGGCUGCUGGCGGCAGCAGCCAGCCCCCGGGAGAGGAUUUUGUGAUGGCACAGAACAGCAGCAGCAGGACAAAGCUGAAAGGCACCAAGGGUGCUGGUAGAAGCAAGACGUGAAGAGUGUGGCACUUGAACAGCAUAUUGCUUAGAACUGUAGGAGGAAGUCUUUAAUCUCUUGAGGAAAUCAUGGCACGUGCCUGCACUGACAUAAUUUUGUGCAUUUUAUAGAGAGUUGGGACAUUAUUGUGGGGUCUGGCUCUUGUAACCAGAGGCAGGCGCUGGAGCAGCGAAUGCUCUUGGCAGUAGCAGUGCCUUUGGUGGGACUCACACUGCGUCUUGCCCCCUGCCCUCAGGGUGGGCUUCUUGCUGCUAAGGCCGCCCUGGUGUAAAAGUGUGGGUUUCCUGCCUGCCACGGGUGAGGAGGUGAGUCUGGUUGUCUGAUGGGGGAGUGGGAGGGACAAGUCCCAUAUUUUGCUGCUGCUUGUCAAAACCAUGAGAGUGCUGGGUGCCAGCACUUCUGCUGGUGCCUAGGAAGCCACGUUGGUAAUGGCUGUGCACUGUUGCCAGGAAUCUGCCAAAUGUGGCAAUCUCAUUGCUAACCGCCAGUGCAUCUUCUGACUGAGCGGUUUCGGUUUGAACACAACCACCUGCAAAAAGCUCUGAGUCACUUUUCCCCCUUCCUCAUGGGGCAGAAAACUUGUUUUUUCCCCAGAAUGAAUCAGUUAAAAGUUGGGGGAAUAUUUGGCUUUCUGACUCUGCUUACCCAACAUGUCGCAGUGGCUGGAGGUAUUGUGGUGGGAGAGCACCAGGGAGCAGAUCAGGGGAAGCUUUGAUGGUGCCUGGCAGCAGGCUCUGGUCUUAGCACUGCUUAGCAUCUGCUGCCCAUCUCCAGCCACGGCACUGCCCGGUCCUGCCAUCACCUCCAGCCCCGCAGCAGCGGCUGCUUCAAGCUGGCUCUUCCCGGUCGGUGUUUGCUGUGCUGUUUUUUCUGUAUGGGCCUGUGUGCACACCGUGUGUCUUACUGGCUUGUUCUGGAGUUGGGUUUUUGGCUUUUAUGUUUAGCCAAAUAAAUGCAAAGUCAUUUUA